AUGGCUGCAGUGAGGAAUGAUGAAGAGAAACUGGGUGCCAUGGACAGGGCCGUCCUCCUCAAUCAAACUUCGGUGACGUUAUUCCGGCUCAGAGGUUUAUCUGUGAAUCCGAAGAUACAGAUGGCUGUGUUUGUCAUGUUCCUCAUUUUCUACAUCCUGACACUGAUUGGUAACAUCCUCAUUGUCAUAACGAUCAUUUACGACCGCCGGCUCCAUACCCCCAUGUACUUCUUCCUCAGCAAUCUGUCCUUUAUUGAUGUCUGCCAUUCCACUGUCACUGUCCCAAAGAUGCUCAGAGACACCUUGUCAGAAGAAAAGCUCAUCUCUUUUGAUGCCUGCGUGGUCCAGAUAUUCUUCCUGCGCCUCUUUGCCUGCACGGAGAUCUUCCUGCUUACUGUCAUGGCCUAUGAUCGAUAUGUGGCCAUUUGUAAACCCUUGCAGUACAUGACAGUGAUGAACUGGAAGGUGUGUAUGAUACUGGGUGUGGCCCUAUGGACAGCGGGGACCAUCCACUCCAUAUCUUUUACCUCACUCACCAUCAAGCUGCCCUACUGUGGUCCUGAUGAGAUUGACAACUUCUUCUGUGAUGUACCUCAGGUGAUUAAUCUGGCUUGCACUGACACCCACAUCAUUGAGAUUCUCAUUGUCUCCAACAGUGGGCUGAUCUCUGUGGUAUGUUUUGUGAUUAUUGUAGUGUCCUACGCAGUGAUCCUCAUGAGUCUGAGACAACAGAUCUCUGAAGGCAAGAGGAAAGCCCUGUCCACAUGUGCAGCCCACCUCACCGUGGUCACACUGUUUCUGGGACACUGUAUCUUCAUCUAUUCACGCCCAUCCAUCAGCUUUCCAGAGGACAAGAUUGUAUCUGCUUUCUUUGCUGCUGUCACCCCUCUACUGAACCCUAUAAUCUAUACCCUUAGGAAUGAGGACAUGAAGAACGCCUUAAACAAGUUAAUCAGGAGGAAAGAAAAGUAA
Acomys russatus (golden spiny mouse) is the source of this 972-nucleotide messenger RNA. Its product is annotated as olfactory receptor 4E1-like. Gene Ontology annotation, biological process: G protein-coupled receptor signaling pathway. Lineage: Eukaryota; Metazoa; Chordata; Mammalia; Rodentia; Muridae. The record is from RefSeq and is a predicted model, not a curated record. The transcript has 2 exons. Gene Ontology annotation, molecular function: G protein-coupled receptor activity; olfactory receptor activity. Bases 1 to 972 code for a protein of 323 amino acids. Gene Ontology annotation, cellular component: membrane.